GAAUAUAUAUUCAAUAAGAUCUAUCUAAGAGUUAUAACUAGAGUCUAGUAGACUCUAUAUUCUUAAUCUACAGACUAGUCUAGAUCUAGAAUAUAAUAUAGUUAAAGUCUAGAUCUACUUCUAAACUAUAGAUCUAUAUAUUCUAGAUCUUUACAGAAAAAAGAAGAAUGGCUAAUGCAAGCUUUCGUAAAAAAGCUCAUCACAUGAAUCACAUAGAUUUGACGCUAGCAGGUGGUGGUGAUUCAGAGAUGUCAGAAACAUUAUCAUCAGACAUAAAACAAGAUCUGCAUGGAUGGAGAGAAGUUUUGUUACCUUUGGAGAGUCUGCUUUUGUGGGAACAGCCUUACUAUCCGGCAAUUUUAGUUGGGACAACAACUUUCCUUUUCUCCAUUGUUUGGUACACAGAGAUCUCUGCUCUGACAGCUUUUUCUCUUGUUGGUAUUAUUUUAGGGAUUAUUGACUUUGUUGUACCUUUUGUUGGACCUACAGUGACUGGAUACAAAACAUGGACAGAGAGAGAAGAAAUCAGGUUUUCAUCUAUCUGUGAAAAAAUUGCAGCCUUUCAGCAGGAUGUUAUUGAUACAUAUCAUGGACUUUCAGCUAUGAGACAGCACAAUGCUAAAAUGUUUUUUUUUAUUGUAAUGGGCAUUUUGACUAGCACAGCAUGGAUUGGCAACUUGAUAGAUAACUUGUUUCUCACGUACCUAAUGGUCAACUUUUUCUUGUUAACACCUGGCCUCCGUCAUCACAAGAUUACUCAAAAGUAUUUACAGCCCAUUUUUAACCGUUUUAAAUCAGGAAACAAAGAUAAAUCCAACUAACUGAAACAUCUUUGUGUAAUGAAAAAUAUCAAACAACGAAUCAAGUUAACAACUCCAAUCUCAGUUUCUGGUACCUAGUUUGGUUUUUCCUAUGUCAGGGGGAACAUAAUUGUAUUGCAAAUAUUACUUGAAUAAAAAAAACACAUUUUAGUGAAGCUUAUUUGUUCAUCCCAUCAGAUGUACUGUAUGAUAAAGUUUAUAGUUCUUAUUACAUAUAGAGUAGAGUCACUAUUGCGGAACAGUUUUCAGCUACUUUUAGUUUUCAAUUUUUUGCUCCGUAAUGGUUAGACCUAUGGAAAAACUAAAAGUAUCUAGGCAUUGCCCAUCCAUUUUCCGAUAAAAAUAGACGCAUUGUUUAGUUUUUCAACAGAUAUUUAAAUAUAUUUAAAUUUUACAUUCAAAUCGACUGAGAUAUGGUCAGUCACAAUUACGGAACAGGAUUUUUUAAGAAGUCACAAUUGCGGAACACUGUAAAAAUGUCGGAACAACGACUAUAUAAAGCAUAUAUUUAUUAGUCUUAUAUAAUACUUGAACUCCUUAUCUUUUACAUUAAUUUUAUUUUAUUAAAGCUUAAGACAACACAUUGUCACUUUUUGAUCCUUUACCUCUUUAAUUUAAUUGACGUCACACUACCCUGAUUUUCCUUUCAAGAUUUUAUUUUCCACUAUUCUUUAAUUCUUUUUUGUUAUAUUAAUAUUAUAUAGGCUUAUAUGAUAUUAUUUGAUAUUAUGAUUUGUCCUCUUUUUGCUGGACGUCUGGUAAUCAUAAAUUAUAUAUUAUAUGCCAUUUUAUUCUCUAAAUGUUUUUAAAUUAUGUAUACUAAUACAAACUCAUAUUUAAAUUCCGAUAAUCUAAAUCACUGUAAAUAUUAAGCUAAAUGCGCAGGUCAAUUAAAUGACAUCUAUAGUGUUCCACAAUUGUGACUAUCUUUAAAAAGGUAAAAACUGGGUAAACACCUCCUGAUUUUUUAAAAAUUAAAUUACUGGUAGAUGGCUAUGAAAUGAAGUUUUUCCACUUCCAUUUAUAAACUGAAAAAUUGGUGUAUCAUGCAGGUAAUGUGUCAUUAUCAUUUUUAAAAAGUCUUAAGCCCUGACGUAUGCGGUUCUCCUGGUACGUGAAAAAUAAUGGACGAUUCCACACCUGUCAACUUUAACCUGGAGUCAAAAUUAAUUUUCUGCUAUGAAAGGAAAACCCUUAUAUUGGAAAUGUAGAGAAAUGGACCAUUCGCAGUACCGUUACAGUAUUUUAGCAGAAAAUUUCAAAAUAAGUAGAUUUUAACUAAUUUCGACGAGCUGUUCCGCAAACAUGCCUGCUCCGCAAUAGUGACUCUACUAUACAUCUUUUUCAUAAAUCUAAAGUUUGUAAUGCUUUGAAAAACUAUAACUAUAUAUACCGGUAGUUAAAAGUUACUGGAAUAUUUUACAAAUACUUACUUAUUUAUUUGUCUUUUUAGGCCAGCUUUAAAAAAAAAAUAUUGAACUAGUAGUGUUGACCUUGAUUUGUUUGCUGUAAAAUGCCAGACUUGAUUUUUAGUAUCAUGUCUGACAUUUGGUAAAUGCAUCCUGCAUUCAAUGUUGAUUUUAUAUAUAGUCUGACAUUCAGUGUUGGUUUUCACAUGUUAUUUUUCAGUUUGUUGUUGAAAGAAAAUGUUUCAUAGUUACCAAAGACAAAAUAAAAGCAUGGCCUUAUUUCAAUUGCAUUAACUGUGUAUGAAUUUACUGUGUACCUGCAUUGUGACUAAACAUUAGACUUUUUUCUUUUAAACUUUGUUUAUUGAGGCGAAAACUGAACACAAUGCAGCAGUAAACUGCUUUCAACAUUUAGGUUUACAUUGCCAAAAAUUUGCUAAAUGUCAACAACGUAGAUCAUAAAUAUAUUUUUGUAUCUUGUAUACCACUUUAGUUUUAGUCAUCAUUAAUUCUAUGAUUUCCUUUAUAAAUUAUGUACCUGAACAUUUUAUUAUAUCUUGCUACCAUAGUGUACAGGUUAGCCCUAUUACCUUGGCAACUCAGUGUAAAUAUACUUAUAAAGCCACUUGAUUUUUGAAUGUUGCAUCACUGCAGGUUACUAACCUGAAGGUGAUAGUUGGAUUAAUUUAAUGUUAUGUUAAUUUUUGCAUUGGAUUUUUUUUUAUAACAGACAAUUAAAGAGCAGUUGGACUCUUUGAAAUAAUUUGUUGUUUUUUUUUAACAAGAAAGGAUUGGUCAUGACAAAACACAAACAAUGAAAUCUUCUUAAUUAAACCAUUUCUAGUUGGUGGCUGUAGAGUGGGAGCAUUCUAAUACAGUGUCACUGUUGAAACAAUUUGUUCACAAAAAUGUAUUUUUGAUGCAUUUUUAAGAAUAAAAUCUUUAAUUAAUACUUUCAGGUUUUGUGGCACUGCAAAAAAAAAAUUCAAAGUUGUUUUGAUUCAUCUAAUUAAAAAAAAGAGCCUUUGUCUUUCCUCUACAUUUUCAGAUAGUAAUAGAAAUGUACAUUGUCUAAGUUCCAAAUCAUUUCUUUAGGUUUUAUAAUAAUGAACAGAAGCUAAGAACACUGUAACUUUACAGACAAUAGUGAUAGCUGCAUAUUAAUGGGCUUUUAAUGCCAUGAGUUACAAGAGUACUUAAUUUUCUGUUUCAUGAAGUGUUUACACCUUAUAAAACGAGAGAAAAAAAUCCAUUAUUGAAUAUCUGUGCUCACUUUUUAAUAUGGUUUAACAGAAAUGUACAAAAGUCUUCAGCCAACACUGGUGAAUACAUGUACUCAGAAGUGAAUUAGUUAAUUUAUUUAUUUUUUUACUUAAAAAUUGACCAUUUAAAACUUAAGAUUCUUCCAUUGAAAAAGAAUGAACAUCAAAUGUCAAUUUUUUAGUUUUAUUUGAAGAAUCCAAUGUAACAUUCAUUAAUAAAAAUAUUCAUACAAAUA
Messenger RNA from Biomphalaria glabrata, 3728 nucleotides. Its product is annotated as ADP-ribosylation factor-like protein 6-interacting protein 1. The record is from RefSeq and is a predicted model, not a curated record. The transcript has 6 exons. The coding region runs from base 168 to 821 and encodes 217 amino acids. Lineage: Eukaryota; Metazoa; Mollusca; Gastropoda; Planorbidae.